Messenger RNA from Volvox carteri f. nagariensis, 1371 nucleotides. RefSeq lists its product as uncharacterized. The record is from RefSeq and is a predicted model, not a curated record. The coding region runs from base 1 to 1371 and encodes 456 amino acids. Gene Ontology annotation, molecular function: lipase activity. Gene Ontology annotation, biological process: lipid metabolic process. NCBI's taxonomy places the organism in Eukaryota, Viridiplantae, Chlorophyta, Chlorophyceae, Chlamydomonadales, Volvocaceae. The transcript is spliced from 4 exons.
AUGGCUCCACACAAUCUGAAGGUUUUCCGGGGGCCUCACCUCCUGUGGCCGCUGCUUUUCCUCCUAGCCACAGACAUCUGCAUGAUUGGUAACCUUAGCGCGCGACCGGCCCAUCUCACCACUGCCGCGACUACUGCCGGUGCCGGUGCCAGCCCAGCUCCCCACCCAGGGGCUGCCGCCGCGGGCGCCUUGCAACCGCCAUCGUCGUCCCAACCGCUGCCGCAGCCUCCGGAAGCCAGGUCCGGACCCGAGAGUGGAGCCGCAGUGCAGGCGGGUUGCGCUGUUGAGCUCAUCGUCAUCGGCGACUCCUUGUCUGACACAGGCAACGUAUACAACCUAACCGGUGGCGGCAUACCAGCGGCGACGGCCUACUGGCACGGCCGAUUCGCCGAUGGGCCCAUGUGGCCGGACUUCCUGGCGCAGCGGCUCUCCCACGAUUGCGGGCCCGUUGGAUAUGUUGGCAACGACGGCGACGAGGGCAACAGCACCGCGCGCGCAGGGUGUCGUGUUGCCGUACGGGACUACGCGUACGGCGGCGCGACGGCGUGCAAGGGUGGUACAACUCUCCUGUCGUCGGUGCCAGACCUCAUGGCGCAGGGCUUAUUGCCGCAAGCCUGCACCUCAGCCUCCGCCUCCGCAGCCUCUUCUUCCCAUGCCGGGCCGGGCCCCGCGCACGUGCGCCUCAUCAACCUGUGGAUUGGACACAACGACUUUACAUCGCCGCCGCACGAUUGGAACGCUCCAGGGACGGCGGCUGGCGUCGCCGCCAACGUCAGCGCCUGCAUCGAGGCCGCGCUGAGCCGUUUGAUGGCAGCGCUGGCGGUGCCUUCCGGCGGUGAUGGCGGUGACGGCGGCGGCAACAGAGGUAGGAGUAGGGAUGUCAUCAUCGUGUGGACGUUGGCGCCCAUCGAAGCUUCCAACGAGUUGCCGCCGGGGAGUCGUGCGGCAGCGCAGAUCGCCGGACAGGCCAUCAAUUCCGGUCUGGCAGCGCUGCUGGCGCGGCUUCAGCAGCGCUACCCGACGAGCCCUGCACUCUACUUGUACGACGCGUACGGCGCCAUCACAUGUGCGAUCAACAAUUCGACGUGCAUGGGCCCGCUGGACUUGCGGCCCUGCCUGGAAGAUCCUUCUGAGGCGGUAUCCCACAACCCCGCAGGGGAGGCCAAGGCUUCCGGCGGGGCUAUCCGCUACGCAUUGGCACCUUCCGGCGUGGCCUGCAGCGACCCGGCGGGUCACCUUUGGUACGAUGGAGUGCACUUGUCGAGCAAAGCACAUGAGCUGCUGCUGGCGGGGACGCUAGGUGCAUCGGUAGAGCCUUCGUCAUUGCUCAGGGAUGGCGGCGGUCGUGGCGGCGACUGGGCCCCGUGCUGA